GUCAUAUUAAUCGUUUUAUAUGACAGAUUAGGUGACAAAUGAUAAAUUUUCAAUCGUGUGAUUUUAGUAAAAACUCAUACACCCUAUUUAUCCUUAACACAAAAGAUGGCUAUUCAUAUCAAUACAACAGAACAAUUUGAUGAAAUAUUAGAAUCAAAUAGAGACAAGUUAAUUAUUGUUGAUUUUUACGCAACAUGGUGUGGCCCUUGUAGAGUGGUUGGGCCACAAUUUGAAGAUAUGGCUAGUAAGAUGAAUAAUAUUGUAUGUCUUAAAGUUGAUGUUGAUCAACAUGAGGAAUUGGUUGAAAGAUAUGAUAUUUCUGCUAUGCCUACUUUCAUUUAUAUAAAAAAUAAGGAAAAAGUUGAUGUAAUAAGUGGUGCGAAUUUUGAAAAAAUUCAAGAAAAAGUGAAGCAAUACUCAUAAAUAUAAAAUAAUUCUUGUGAUUUUUGUUAUUCAAAAUUAUUUUCUGGCAUACUUCAAUUAAAUUUGAAAUUUAAUAA
Gordionus sp. m RMFG-2023 is the source of this 500-nucleotide messenger RNA. Its product is annotated as thioredoxin-1-like. The record is from RefSeq and is a predicted model, not a curated record. Gene Ontology annotation, cellular component: cytosol. NCBI's taxonomy places the organism in Eukaryota, Metazoa, Nematomorpha, Gordioida, Chordodea, Parachordodidae. Bases 106 to 423 code for a protein of 105 amino acids. The transcript is spliced from 5 exons. Gene Ontology annotation, molecular function: protein-disulfide reductase activity.